This is a messenger RNA of Apis cerana (Asiatic honeybee), 1719 nucleotides long. RefSeq lists its product as uncharacterized. Lineage: Eukaryota; Metazoa; Arthropoda; Insecta; Hymenoptera; Apidae. The record is from RefSeq and is a predicted model, not a curated record.
GGUUCCAUGAAAAGUUAUGUCCUUAUCGCUAUUACUCAAUUCUUACUUUUCUUCGUAUACGAAGAACUAUUUUAAAAAUAGCGUAGUAGUACUUUGGUAUAAUCAAGAAUUUUCACAAAGUCGAUUUCCUCCAGGACAAACAAUUAGUGAAGCAUGUACUCUGAUUUGUCUUCUUGUUGCUCAACGAAUAUCUCAAACAGGAUUAUUAAUAUAUAAUAUAGAAAAAUCUCCUCAAUUUAUUGCUAUCAUAGCUGAAGCUAUGAUAGAAGGUAAUAACAUUCAUGCAUGGAUUGUUAAGAAAGGUUUGGUUUCUCAUCCGUAUCUUAGUACAGAAGAAGCAUUAAAACUUGGAGGCAGAAACUUAAAUCUAUUAAGAGAAUGGACAUUUCAAGUAUUUUAUGAAAGGAUUCAAAAUGGUUUAUAUCAACAUAUAAAUGAUUUUUUACAUAAAUGGUAUUUAGCACCAAGAUCUAAGAAUUUAUUCAUGCUUCUUAUUACCUGUGGGCGUACAGUACUAUUCAUAUUUCAAGAAAAUAUGGUAACUUUUUUUGACUCUCAUAGUCAUAGUACAAUUGUAAAUCCAAAUCGGGGAUUAGUUAUUGCACAGACAACUAUAGACAAGUUGGAACAUUUAUGCAAUUGGUACACAGAAGAUAUAUUAAAUGAAUGUUACAAUACAGAAGCAAAUCAAUAUGAGCUAGCAUUUUUAUAUCCAUUCAAUUCACAAUGCUGUGGCUGUAAUCCUUUAUGCAACUGUGGCAGUCAUUGCAGAGAACAAUAAUCUAGUAAAAUAAUUCUUACUUUUCUACACACUUAAGUGUGCAUAUGUAAAUAUUUUAAAAGCUAUACAAAAAUACUAAAAAAAAAGUAAAAUUUAUAUAUAAAGUUUAAAAAUUUAUUUUAUAUAACAGUAAAAAUUUAUUUUACUGUUAUAUUUAAAUAGUUUUGUUUGAAACUAAAUAUUAUAAUAUAAUGAUUACGGUAUUUUUUGUUUAAUUACACAUACUAUGUAGAUUAAGACUGACAGAUUUAUUUACAUUAUGUACAAUUUUUUCCUAAAACUAUUACAAUCUUUUAGUGUUCGCGCAAUGCAUAAAAUAUUAAAAAAAUAACGUAGUUUAAAUCUGAAAAUCGUAUUUUCCUUAAUAUCAUUUAAAUGAAUGUAAUAUACAUUAUGAUUUUUUCUUUUUGCAUUGCACAAACAUACUUUUGACAACAUUUUACUGGACUCUUCCUUUUAUAAUGAAUGCAUAUAUCAGAACCUUCAUUUUAACUGUUUUAACAUUCUUAUAAAAUAUAAUCCAAAAUUUCUGGACGACAUAUUUUUUAUAUUGCUAAUUCUCUACUUUGCACCUUUCAAUGUUAGUAUACCUAAACAGAUAUAAUGUUCUGAUUUCUUAAUUGUUAACCAUGAAGUUGCAGAGAUAUAUAUUUCUUUACAUUAUGUUUCUGUAAUCUUUUUGCAUUAUAUAUAAAUUAAAAUGAUUAGUAGUUUUGAAAAUUUGUGUACUUCGCUAAGCUACAAAAGCAUUAAUCACACACAUUGCAUUGUGAAGUAGAAAGAAAACAUAAAACUUAAAAUGUUAUUAAUAACUACAACACUUUGUAGUAUAAACAAAAAAUUUGUUAUGAGGAUUCAUCAAUUGUUUGCUUUCUUAACAAUUUGAUAUACAUUUGAUUUAUGUAAAUUUUGAAACCAAUAAAUAUUUAUAUCCAUUA